Messenger RNA from Hemiscyllium ocellatum (epaulette shark), 1828 nucleotides. RefSeq names its product NAD(P) dependent steroid dehydrogenase-like (gene nsdhl). Bases 171 to 1205 code for a protein of 344 amino acids. The record is from RefSeq and is a predicted model, not a curated record. Gene Ontology annotation, molecular function: 3-beta-hydroxy-Delta5-steroid dehydrogenase (NAD+) activity. The transcript is spliced from 7 exons. NCBI's taxonomy places the organism in Eukaryota, Metazoa, Chordata, Chondrichthyes, Orectolobiformes, Hemiscylliidae. Gene Ontology annotation, biological process: steroid biosynthetic process.
AUCUCCGAGGAGACACUGCUACUGGGAGAUGGCCACUCGUUUGAGGGUGAGCAUUUAGCGGGCUGCGUUUCAGAUAACGCAAUGUCAAAUCGCGAGGGAUGGAGGUUUUAUUUGGAUACGCAAAGAAUGGGGAGGUAUCGAUGUAGUUGUGCACACUACGUUGCAAUGUAAUGGUAAUCACCUACCAGCACAAUAAGAAAUGUACAGUUAUCGGGGGCUCAGGGUUUUUGGGUCAACAUUUGGUGAAGAAGCUUCUGGAAAAAGGCUACAUAGUUAAUAUAUUGGAUGUUCGAAAACCUUUUGAGAAUGAAGGAAUUCAGUUCUUCAGUGCAGAUCUGUGCUGCAAAGAGGAUAUACUACCAGCAGUUGAGGGUGUGAGCAUCGUGUUUCACUGUGCUUCUCCAGCACCUUCUAGUGACAACAGAGAACUCUUCUAUAAAGUUAAUUACAUGGGGACUAAAACAAUCAUUGAAGCAUGUAAAGAAGCAGGUGUUCAGAAACUGGUGCUGACUAGUAGUGCUAGUGUCGUAUUUGAAGGAUCAGACCUAAAAAAUGGUUCAGAAGACCUGCCAUAUGCUAAGAAGCCCAUUGACUACUAUUCACAAACUAAGAUCUUGCAGGAAAUGGAAGUUCUUGGUGCUAAUAAUCCAGAACAGAACUUCAUGACAAUUGCAAUUCGCCCUCAUGGCAUUUUUGGACCUCAAGACCCACAUUUAGUACCUGUCCUUGUACAGGCUGCCAAGUGUGGCAAGAUGAAGUUUGUAAUUGGAAAUGGCAAGAACCUGGUGGACUUUACGUAUGUUGAUAAUGUUGUGCAUGGGUUGAUCCUAGCAGCAGAAAGUCUUCACCCAAAGUCCCAUAUCUGUGGAAAGGCCUACCAUAUCACAAAUGAUGAACCAAUUCCCUUUUGGACAUUCUUGUCUGAAAUUUUAGUUGGACUAAAUUAUGAUCCUCCAAAGUAUCACAUUCCGUAUCUGCUGGCUUAUUAUUUAGCCUUUUUCCUGUCAAUUUUGGUGUUGCUAUUAAAGCCAAUUGUGACCAUUAAACCUACAUUCACUCCCAUGCGAGUAGCAUUAGCUGGAACAUUCCACUACUACAGUUGUGAAAGAGCAAAGAAAGAUCUAGGAUAUAAACCUGUUGUUUCUCUGACUGAAGGAAUCAAGUAUACAAUUCAAAGUUUCACGUACCUCACUAGAUCAAAAUAGCAACAGUUUGAAUUAAACCAUUAUUUAUUGUACUUAUGUUUUUCAAUCUGAUAGCACAUGGAUUUGAAUAUCAAGAUUGAUUACUACUCUUAAUUCUUUUAAGAUUGAAAUGUUUACUCAUUCUUCACUGGGUUGCAAAUCAUGUUUCCAUGCAAAACCUAAAUACUGAUUUUUGACAUCCCAGAAAGGGAUGUCUAUCUUUUUCAUUGGUAUUGUUUUCUAUGCUCUAUUAGAUAAACAAAUAUAAAUCUCCUUUUCCUGUGAAUACUCUAGAUAGACAAUACUGGUAACCAGAAAGCCUUGAGUGAAAAAUAAUGUGUGCACUAUGUAUUUUGAUAACUUUUGGGGAUCAUUCAAGCUGUUUAAUGCAAAUUAACAAAUAAUUCAACUUGAGCUUGAAAGACAUAUGUUUUCAUGUAUGUCAAGUUUCAGACAUAGUUUCUAAGUUCAUGGAUAUAAAAUGUUUGGCAUUUGCUUGACGUUUUCAAGUUUUUUUUAAUGUUGAAAAUGAUCCCAAGGUUGUAGCUCUGGAGCUUUAUACAGCGUUUGUUUUUCAAGGAUACAAAUGUUCAGCCUCUUGUAUUGCACACUGUGCAAUUUUUGUUUCAAUUGGUAUGUUUUUU